Messenger RNA from Colletotrichum higginsianum IMI 349063, 861 nucleotides. RefSeq lists its product as uncharacterized. The transcript has a single exon. The record is from RefSeq and is a predicted model, not a curated record. Bases 1 to 861 code for a protein of 286 amino acids. NCBI's taxonomy places the organism in Eukaryota, Fungi, Ascomycota, Sordariomycetes, Glomerellales, Glomerellaceae.
AUGCGACCAUCCCAUUCCGCCCCGGCGUUCGUUGCGCUCCUCUGCGCGACCGUUGCAUCGGCCCUUUCGCCGGCAAAGCUGCACUGUCUCCGAUCGAGAAGUCUCGAGCUCGCCAAGCUCGCGGCCUGCGGCGAGCCGGGAUCCGUGGCCCACUGCCUGGAUAUGCUCCCGGACGAACUGACGCAGACGGACCUCGAGAAGUGCUACAUGCAUGCCGGCUGCGAGGUCGCCGAGGCCAUCAUCGAGUCGCAGUGGACGCUCGACAGGUGCGGCGACGACGGUAAUAUGCCGGCGGAGCUGCGAAAGCGCCACGCGCCCGUCUUUGCACGCCAGACAACGGCCGCCGAGACGACCGUGGCGGCGGCGACGGGUACUGCCACGGGCACGGGUACGCGGUCGUUGAUCAUUUGCUCAACGACGACGACCAAGUCAACGACGCUGUGCCCGGUGGUGUCCACGGGCGUCCAGAGGGGCAGGACGCUCAAGGAAGGGUGCUACCCGACGCAGGUGUCGUUCGCGACGUGCGCGGCGGGCCUGCUCUGCAAGGACGACCCGGCGGGCAAGCCGUCGUGCCUGGUGCUGGACAACACGGUGUACCCCGGAGGCGUAGCGGUGGCGCUCUUCUUCGCGGUGGUCAUCACGGGCGCCAUUGCGUGGAUCACGUUCCUGUGCUGCCGCGAGAAGAAGCAGAAGAAGCGCAUCGCCGCGCGGGCUGAGGCGGCGGCGAUCGCGAGGCAGAAUAUCAAGCAGAGGCCGACGGUGCAGGUCGGGAACGCGGACAGCCAGCCGCUCAUGACGCACGGCCAGCCGGCGGCCGGGUACGACGCGCAGGGCCCCUUUGGCGACCAGCAUCGGAUGUGA